Salvelinus sp. IW2-2015 is the source of this 660-nucleotide messenger RNA. Its product is annotated as acid shock protein-like. NCBI's taxonomy places the organism in Eukaryota, Metazoa, Chordata, Actinopteri, Salmoniformes, Salmonidae. The coding region runs from base 1 to 660 and encodes 219 amino acids. The transcript has a single exon. The record is from RefSeq and is a predicted model, not a curated record.
AUGGGAAGCCAAGGCAGCAGCUACAACCACCAAGCAGGCGCCCAAGGGGGAAGCCAAGAAACAGAUACACCACCAAGCAGGCCGCUAAGGGGAAGCCAAGGCAGCAGCUACAACCGCAAGCAGGCUGCCAAGGGGGAAGCCAAGGCAGCAGCUACAACCACCAAGCAGGCCGCUAAUGGGGAAGCCAAGGCAGCAGCUACAACCGCCAAGCAGGCACCAGGGGAAGCCAAGGCAGCAGCUACAACCGCCAAGCAGGCCACCAAGGGGGAAGCCAAGGCAGCAGCUACAACCACCAAAGCAGGCGCCAAGGGGAAGCCAAGAAAGCAGAUACAACCCGCCAAGCAGGCCGCUAAGGGGGAAGCCAAGGCAGCAGCUACAACCGCCAAGCAGGCCGCAAGGGGGAAGCCAAGGCAGCAGCUACAACCACCAAGCAGGCACCAAGGGGAAGCCAAGAAAGCAGAUACAACCGCAAGCAGGCCGCUAAUGGGAGCCAAGGCAGCAGCUACAACCGCAAGCAGGCCGCUAAAGGGGAAGCCAAGGCAGCAGCUACAACCGCCAAGCAGGCCGCCAAGGGGGAUAGCCAAGGCAGCAGCUACAACCACCAAGCAGGACGCCAAGGGGAAGCCAAGGCAGCAGCUACAACCACCAAGCAGCCGCUAA